GUGGGGUAGGGGACACGCAUUUGGUAGCCGCGCGUAAGAAGGAGACUAACCUGACUUGGUGAUCGUUAGUAGGGCUUCGACAUAGUACGCGUGGGUAAUCGCGAAGAAUAUUUUUGUGUUUAUGUAUUAAUAGCGUUUGGAAUUGUUUGAACGUGUAUUUUCGGCACUAUUGUUCAUUAUGACCGACGGCUGUUGCCAAGACGACUGUGACGGAACGGUGUCCCUCAAAGUUGGAAAAAUGUCCAAGAAUAAACUCCAUCAGGUUGAUAGCAGUAUCGUUGCUGUUAAGAGUAAGUUCGAUGCUGAUAUCAUAAGAUUUUCCGUUAAUCGAAAUGAGUCUACCAGUUACGAGGACUUCAGAAAAUUAUUGGCCGAAAGGCACGAUAUAGGUCCAGAGUUGAAUUUCAAUAUUUGGUAUACUGAUCCUAUGGACGGGGACCUCUUACCGAUUAAUAAUGACAAUAACUUAGCUAGGGCACUUGUCGCUGCUAGACCACUUUUAAGAAUUUUGAUACAGAGGCAAGGUGAUGGCUUCGACGAUAUGAAUGGUUAUAAUACAAUCAAGCCAAAAAACAUAAUAUCGAGUAUACUUGGUGGAACGCCUGGGAAACCAAAACCUCUUGCAAUAUCAAAUCCUCAUGAUUUUAGACAAGUCUCGGCGAUAAUUGAUGUUGAUAUUUUACCAGAGACAUGCAGACGUGUGAAACUUUUAAAACAUGGUCUAGACAAGCCUCUUGGUUUUUAUAUUAAGGAUGGCGAGAGUUUCAGAGUAGGUUCCACAGGUAGUUUCGAGAAGGUUCCUGGUGUUUUCAUAAGUAGACUCGUACCUGGUGGCCUUGCGGAGGGAACGGGUUUAUUAGCAGUUAACGACGAGGUGCUGGAAGUUAAUGGCAUCGAGGUUGCAGGCAAAACUCUGGAUCAGGUUACAGAUAUGAUGAUUGCUAAUUCAUCGAACUUGAUAAUUACGGUUAAGCCUGCAAAUCAGAGAGCAGCCUUGGCAAUGCCGCGUCGGGGUUCCUUUUCGCGCAACAGCCAACUGUCAUCCGGCAGUCAGCAGUCGAUGCAAAGUGCAGCCACGGGCAGCGACGAAGACGCUGACGAAAUCGUGGACUUAACAGGAGUUAAUCUUCACGACGACGCGACAGGUGCAUCGCACCAUCAGACUCACCAUCAUCAUCAGUUCAGUCAUCAUGACCAAGGCGUUCUGCAUCUCUGAUUGGUCGCCUGUCGAUUACUCAUCCCGAGACGACAAGUGACUUCCCUUCUCCCCUCUUACCGUUUAGGCAUAACCUCGUAAAAGCACCGGGGAUGGCACUUUGUGCGCGACGUUGCUGCUUUUCUUAAAAUUGUAUAACAAUAACGUCGCGCAUGAAGUACCAUCCUCGGUGCUUUUACGCGGCUAUGCCUAAAGGGGCAGGAGGGGAGUCGCAAAGGAUCGGGCCAAUUAAUUUACUCGAUACUUAAUAUACGCGCGAAAUCUCGUUGCUCCUUGCGUGACUAGUCAAGGAGACGCCAGGGGGCGCGUACCCAAUCACCAGAGGAACAAGGAAAAUAAUUUUAUUUAACAAAUAUAAAUUAAAUUAAUAUGUGCGGCCGAUGGAGUGUGCGGCAAUUCAUA
Messenger RNA from Ceratosolen solmsi marchali, 1618 nucleotides. It is a transcript of the gene par-6, whose product is annotated as partitioning defective protein 6. Bases 179 to 1216 code for a protein of 345 amino acids. NCBI's taxonomy places the organism in Eukaryota, Metazoa, Arthropoda, Insecta, Hymenoptera, Agaonidae. Gene Ontology annotation, biological process: centrosome cycle. The transcript has 6 exons. The record is from RefSeq and is a predicted model, not a curated record. Gene Ontology annotation, molecular function: protein binding.